AUGAGUGAGCUAGUCUUAAUCAAAGGAUCUCAAAAAAAUAAACAAGCUAUAAGAGAGUUAAUUUUUCCUUCCUUGUUAACAGCAUUUAGUUUUAUCUUGGGAUAUUUUCCGAAUACAAUUUCAAUAUACUUUAUUGAAUACAAGGAGUAGGAUUCAGUACUGGUUGGAGCAUUAGGAUUGGGUAUUUUGAUUACUUAGGCUGUUGGUAUGGGACUUUUGAAUGGAAUUGCAACUGGUUUGGAAACUUUGGUAUCACAAGCGUAUGGAGGAAAUCAAUUUGAACUCUGUGCAAAAUUAUAUUAUCGAUCAUUAUUUGUAUGUACAUUAUUUAUGAUACCAAUAUCGUUAUUUUUAUUUUUUUCAACGCAAUGGAUGUCACUUAUAAAUAGCAAUGAAUAAUUAGUAAAUGAAGCAGGAAAAUUUAACAAAUAUAUGAUUUUGGGUGUAUAUUUAGAUGCCAUUUUUGUGAACACUAAGGUAUUUCUAAAUGGUUAAAACAUCUAUAAUUAUCAAUUUUUCACAUAACUAAUCUCAUGUGUAUUUUUUUUUGGAAUGAGUUAUUAUUUCAUUGUUUAAUAGGGAAUGGGAAUAAUAGGAUGUUCUCUAGGUUGGACUUGCUUUGAAAUCGCGAAUAACAUACUUUUAUUUGCCUUUAUCUUUGCAACAAAAUGUUGUGACGCAACAUUAUUUCGAUUUAAAAUUUCCUAUUUGCAUAAUACUAUUAAAUUUCUCAAAGAAGCUAUCCCAAUUGGAUCCAUUUUAUUGCUAGAAUGGAUAAGCUAUGAUAUAUACUUAAUAAUAGUUAGUUAUUUGGAUGAAUCAUCAAUUAGUGCCCAUGUUUUGAUGGGCAAUUUUGCAUCCUUCAUCUAUUAGUUCAGCUAUGGAAUUUCUAUUGCAUCAACUACAUUUAUUGGAAAUGAAAUGGGGAGAAAAGAUACAGUCAUGGCUAAAAGUUAUGCCAAAGCAACUUUUUUGAUUGCCAUAAUAUUUUUAGUAAUUACUUUAGGAUUUUUCUCCAUUUUUGGAAAACAAUUGAUCGAAAAAGUGAGUCAUGAUAAAGCUGUUGUUGAAGAAAUAUAGAGUAUCAUGUAUCUUCUUACGUUCUUCAUAUUUAUAGAUGGAUUACAAGCUAUAAUAUCUGGUUUGGUAAGAGCAGUUGGUCGAGAGGCCAGUGCCUCUUUCACAUUUAUAUUUUGUUAUCUGAUUUUAGGAGAAGCUGUGGGAUACCUUUUCUGUUAUACUUUGGAUUUUAAACUAACAGGAAUAUGGAUUGGAAUGACUGUGGGAUCUUUAACUUAUGAUAUUAUACAAUUUAUAAAUUUGAUUUGGAAGAAUUGGAAUGAAUAAGCAGAACUUAUAGAAAAAAAAAUCACAUCAUUACAUUAAUUAUAGGUCCAAUUGCUAAUGAAUGAAGAAGACAUUUGA
Molecule: messenger RNA, 1425 nt
Organism: Paramecium tetraurelia
Lineage: Eukaryota; Ciliophora; Oligohymenophorea; Peniculida; Parameciidae
Exons: 3
Biological process (GO): transmembrane transport
Cellular component (GO): membrane
Molecular function (GO): xenobiotic transmembrane transporter activity; antiporter activity
Source: RefSeq, a predicted model, not a curated record